CCUUCAUUCGAGUUGUGCUUACAGACAGGAACACAGCUUCCUUCCACAGACAAGUGUUGAGUAUGUUGUGUUUGUGAUCUGCCAGUGAAGAAGGUUUCUCUUUUGAUCUGUGGAUGUGGAACAGCAAACUUUAAACAUGAGCAGUCCAAAGUGUCCUGGCUGUCAGCAGUCUGAUUUCAGUAAGUUGGAUGGACAGAAAGCAGUCUGCAGACCUUGUUCUAAAGCAAAGAGGUGCGUGUUUCAGUUCUGCUGGGCGUGUCAGAGAGAGUGGCCAUGCAACGCUUCAGCCAACAACUCCUGCAUGCUGCCGAACUGUGCUCUCCGUGCUGCCCUCCUCAGCGUCAAAGAGAUCAGUGACCCGCAAAGCUUAGUGAAUGGAUGCCCAUACUUCAGGGCCUGUCCGGGAUGCCAGGCCCUAGUAACACACAGUGGUGAGGGCUGCCCUUACAUUAUUUGUCCCAACUGCGAAGAGGAGUUCUGCUUCCGCUGCCUCCGUCCACAGUGCUACGAAGCUGGAUAUGAUGAUGAAUAUGAUGAUGAUGAUGAUGGUGAUGAUGAUAAUGAUGAUGAUGAUGAUCUUGAGAUAGGGCCCUGUGUGAUAGCGGAUAAUGCUGAGAUCAUUAAUCGCAUGGGACUCUAGUAGAUGAGCAUAAACUAUUAAAAAUAACUUUAGAAUAAAUAAAUA
Carassius carassius (crucian carp) is the source of this 685-nucleotide messenger RNA. RefSeq names its product E3 ubiquitin-protein ligase RNF144A-like. Bases 137 to 640 code for a protein of 167 amino acids. The transcript is spliced from 3 exons. Gene Ontology annotation, molecular function: zinc ion binding. The record is from RefSeq and is a predicted model, not a curated record. Lineage: Eukaryota; Metazoa; Chordata; Actinopteri; Cypriniformes; Cyprinidae.